Messenger RNA from Mytilus trossulus (common blue mussel), 783 nucleotides. RefSeq lists its product as uncharacterized. The record is from RefSeq and is a predicted model, not a curated record. Lineage: Eukaryota; Metazoa; Mollusca; Bivalvia; Mytilida; Mytilidae. The coding region runs from base 1 to 783 and encodes 260 amino acids. The transcript has 2 exons.
AUGAUAUUCACCAGAUUCACCAGUUACUCGACCCCAGAGAGAACGCAGACCACCAGCUUAUCUCAAGGACUACGUCACCACGUCCAAACAGGCCACAACACAGCCGGACUGGUUGAGGAGAGUGAACUGGUUGCUACAUCAAGCAGAGAAUGGUAUAUUCAAAGGACAAGAGAUAGAGCUUUCCAGAACCAUUAUGAAGAUUAUGGAGAACGUUUUAUAUAUAUAUCUGCUACACUGGAAGAUGUUAUCGACAAAAUCAAAUCGGAUGUUGUUCAUCUAGCUAGCAACAAGUACUCGUCAUUUUACAACACCUCUCCUGACGAGAAAAAAGCCAUACAAUCGCUGAGAAACCGAGAUGAUAUUGUGAUAAAACCAGCAGACAAGGGCAGUGCCGUUGUGAUAAUGGACAAAGCUAACUACAUCGCGGAAGCAGUGCGUCAGCUCUCUGAUGAGAGAUUUUAUCAGAAGCUAGACUAUGACCCUACUUCCAAAAUUAUCACUGCGUUACAAACCAUAUACAAUGACGGUCACAUAGAUGAGGAUACAAUUGGUUAUUUAGAGCCAGAGAAUGCCAAGCCUGGUCGAUUGUAUCUUCUUCCCAAAAUACACAAGGUUAACAACCCUGGUAGACCCAUUGUAUCCGCAAACGGCCAUCCGACUGAGAAAAUCUCGGAAUUCGUCGAUUUUCAUUUAAGAUCUCAAGUAGAAAAUCUUCCUUCCCACAUUCAAGACAAAACAGAUUAUCUUCGUAAAAUGGAAUCUAUGAACCCUCUUCCUCCAUAA